AUGUCAUUUUCAUGGCCAUCAAGUUACCUACUAUCACUUUCCAUCCUGACUGCAACUCUCCUAACGACAGAGAACGGUGCCGAUGGAUUGGUGUCGGUGAGGAGGAAGGGCAUAAGGGUGAGGUGGCCCGGCCCGGUGAACUGGUACCGGUGCGAAACAUACUAUACGGGAUACUGCAGGGAGUCUCCGAGCAGGUGGUGGCCGUGCACAGGAAAUUAUUGCUAUGUACUCAUACUGGACAACUCCCUCAGUAGGUACUACCACGCAAAAAAAGAAGUUGAAGAGGAAUGCAAGCCGAACACGAAGCUGGUUGAAUUCUCCACAAAACUCGACGUACAGACGCAUUGUGCCGCAUCAUUUACUGUGAUAGUCUUUGAGUUUCGAAUAGACAGUAUUCGAACCAGAUGA
This is a messenger RNA of Helobdella robusta, 408 nucleotides long. RefSeq lists its product as hypothetical. The record is from RefSeq and is a predicted model, not a curated record. NCBI's taxonomy places the organism in Eukaryota, Metazoa, Annelida, Clitellata, Rhynchobdellida, Glossiphoniidae. Bases 1 to 408 code for a protein of 135 amino acids. The transcript is spliced from 3 exons.